Nezara viridula (southern green stink bug) is the source of this 427-nucleotide messenger RNA. The record is from the annotation of a GenBank genome assembly. NCBI's taxonomy places the organism in Eukaryota, Metazoa, Arthropoda, Insecta, Hemiptera, Pentatomidae.
AUGGCAAGAUUUCAUUCUGAAUUGUACACAAAAUGCUUGGAAGACCGAAUUCAGGAGCUGGCCAAAAAUGACUUGGUGAGCGUUUUCUUGGAAAGGGGACCAUUUAUUGCCUCCCACGGAUUUUUCUCUUGGGAUCAUUCCGUUUUCUGUCGGAUGUUGUCUGUUGCUGUCACUUGGUUCUUCAUCAUAAUUCAGUUUACAAUGAGUGAGAGAUACAGGAAUAGGCAGUCCGUUCCAACUUAGAUGGACCUGUUCCUGGUAGGACGUCGGAUAACGUUGACGAUGAUGCAAAGAAUGAUGAGUCGAAGAAUAACAAGAACUAAUGUUCGCCAAGAGGUCGAAAUUCGACUACAUUCAUCAUUGAACGUUCAAGGAAAAGAUAAAUGAAUUUGCAUCUUUCCAACAUUUUUUUUUUCUACUCUUCCAU